Molecule: messenger RNA, 513 nt
Organism: Amyelois transitella
Lineage: Eukaryota; Metazoa; Arthropoda; Insecta; Lepidoptera; Pyralidae
Exons: 4
Coding region: 1-513 (170 amino acids)
Source: RefSeq, a predicted model, not a curated record
AUGACCGCGUUAGACGACCUGCCCACAGUGAGCUCCUUCUUGGGGAUCGACUUGAAAACUGGAUCGUUGAUUAUAGCUGCUAUUUGUAUUGUCCACCCCAUGGCAUACGGCUGCUCGUUCUUCAUGUCCAUCAGCUACCUCAUCGUCACCAUUUGGAUCCUGGUGGCUCUCUUCUUCGCGGCAAGCGUCGGUUUAUUUUUUGGUGUUUACAGGGACGAUGCCCUACUAUGCCACAUCUGGAUCUGGUACGCGCUGGUAUUCGUGGCGGUGAUGUUGAUGCUGAUGAUCAUGCUAGUGCUGCUGUUCACCUCCAGGAGGCAGAGGAACAGGGUCUGCGUGGCUAUUUUCGGCAUGCUUUGGUAUAUAUUGACAAUAUACUUCAUACUUGUGGUGAACAGCUAUCGUAAGCAAUUGGACAAAGAUUGGACUUCACCGGACGCAGAGCCAGAGUCGAGAACGAGUAGAGAAGACUUGAAUUUGAAUUUAUUCCCUAGUAAUAUGACUUUUAUUUAG